AUAACAUGGCUGAAGUAUUUUACAUCUCUGGGCUUCCAAGUGACAGAUGAUACAGAAGUGGUAAUCAUGCACCCGGACUACAUGCUCAGGAUAUCACAGUUUUUGAAGGAAUAUUAUAAAUCAGAAACAAAAAUGAGAAUCCUGCAGGAUUAUCUGGCCAUUAGCUUCAUUCACUCUUUCAUGCCAUACUUUGAUAAAUCAUUAUUUCAAACCAAAGAUACAGAGGAGGAUGUAAUGGAGGAAGCAUGGAAGCGGUGCACAUUUUAUACAAACAAAGCUCUGGGGUUUUCAACUGGU
Candidula unifasciata is the source of this 297-nucleotide messenger RNA. NCBI's taxonomy places the organism in Eukaryota, Metazoa, Mollusca, Gastropoda, Stylommatophora, Geomitridae. The record is from the annotation of a GenBank genome assembly.